CUCGUCUUCACAGCACGUUUCUAUGUACGAUUUUCUUGCACUAACCGGCUUUUAGAUGAUCUGGAAACCGAGCACGCUGCAGCUAUUGGACAACAAGCCGGCCCCAAUGAAUUGAUAACUUCAUCACGGGCGCUCACUGCUGCCGCAGUGAAGGCUAAGUCGGCUGCUGCACUCGCCUGCACGCAUCCAGGCGAGGUGUCGUUGGCCGGGGAGCAGCUUAAGCGGGUCGCUGGCGAGUUCACUCGCCAUUUGCGCUCCGCCUGUCAGGUGACCGUUCAACGAGAGGCUAGACGACGUCAUAACCGUAAAAGAUCGCAGACUCACGACCCUUCUUCUUCAGAAGAGGAGGAGGAGCAGGGAGAUGCGGUGACUGAUGACGAAAAUGGCAGAGGAACUAGUAGCACAACUAGCUCAACCGAAGGCGUUCAGACGUCUGGUUAUCAAAGCUUAGCAUGCCGAACUCAAGCACUUCCAAGUAGAGAGUGUCGGGAAACUUGCGAUAAAGUCCUGGAACAAGGCCGAAUUUCUCUGAUGGAGAUCAAACAGAUCAUGAUAGACAUGAAUAAGGUCAGCUUGCUAUAA
Protopolystoma xenopodis is the source of this 582-nucleotide messenger RNA. The record is from the annotation of a GenBank genome assembly. NCBI's taxonomy places the organism in Eukaryota, Metazoa, Platyhelminthes, Monogenea, Polystomatidea, Polystomatidae.